GCCAUGGCCUUCGCCACCCGCCACUUCGUGCGCGCCGCUUCCUCCGCCGCCGCCACGGCGGCCGCCAAGAAGCUGAUCGUCAAGCAUGUGACGGUCAUCGGCGGCGGCCUCAUGGGCGCCGGCAUCGCCCAGGUUGCAGCAGCCAGUGGUCACACUGUGGUGUUAGUUGACCAGUCAGAGGAAAUCCUUAAGAAAUCUACAAAAGGAAUUGAAGAGAGUUUGAAGAGAGUGACAAAGAAGAAGUUUGCGGAUAAGCCUGAGGCUGGUGCUGAGUUCAUUGAGAAGACCUUAAAGAACCUCACAACAAGCACAGAUGCAGUAGCAGUGGUCCACAGCACGGAUUUGGUGAUAGAAGCUAUUGUCGAGAACCAGGAAAUUAAAAAUGAACUCUUCAAGCAGCUGGAUAAGUUUGCUCCAGAGCAUACAAUAUUUGCAAGCAACACUUCAUCCUUGCAAAUCACACAGUUGGCUAACUCAACCACCAGGCAGGACCGAUUUGGUGGUCUCCAUUUCUUCAAUCCUGUGCCUAUGAUGAAGCUUGUGGAGGUCAUUAAGACUCCAAUGACCAGCCAGAAGACUUUUGAGUCACUUGUGGAUUUCAGUAAAGCAGUAGGAAAGAGUCCUGUCAGUUGUAAGGAUACUCCAGGGUUUAUUGUGAACCGUCUGUUGGUGCCAUAUAUGAUGGAAGCUGUUAGACUUUUUGAGAGAGGAGAUGCAUCGAAGGAAGAUAUUGAUGUUGCUAUGAAGCUUGGAGCUGGCUAUCCCAUGGGUCCAUUUGAACUGCUGGACUAUGUUGGGUUGGAUACCAGUAAAUACAUUAUAGAUGGAUGGCAUUCAUUAGAGCCCAACAACCCUCUUUUUGCACCCAGCCCACUCCUGAAUAAACUGGUACAAGAAAAGAAGCUGGGUAAGAAGACUGGAGAAGGAUUUUACAAAUACAAAUGAACUUCAAACCUUGAGAGGUGCUGAAUGAUCUGUGUAUGCUAUUCAGCAUUGUUAUAUUACAGGUGAAUUGUGUUUAAACCUUCCCAAGGAUGGCACAAGCUGCUUUUAGAACAUAUAACCCACCUCUGAACUGAGUGAUUGCACUAGCUAACUAUUUUUAUGGUAAAAGCUUAAUUUGGUAGAUUAUUUUUUUUCUUGUAAUUCUGAAAAGCCUUAUAUGUACAGUGCCUUCAUGCAAAUGCUGAUUUUCCAGGUGCAGGACAGAAUGCAAAGCAAAUGUAUGUAUUUGAAACAUUAUUAUGUUGACAGGAAAAUCCUGAAAAUAACCGCACUUUCUUAAAAAUAAAAUUUUCAACAGUUCUGUAUUGAA
Messenger RNA from Melopsittacus undulatus (budgerigar), 1315 nucleotides. RefSeq names its product hydroxyacyl-CoA dehydrogenase (gene HADH). The transcript is spliced from 8 exons. The record is from RefSeq and is a predicted model, not a curated record. Gene Ontology annotation, molecular function: (3S)-3-hydroxyacyl-CoA dehydrogenase (NAD+) activity; NAD+ binding. NCBI's taxonomy places the organism in Eukaryota, Metazoa, Chordata, Aves, Psittaciformes, Psittaculidae. Bases 4 to 945 code for a protein of 313 amino acids. Gene Ontology annotation, cellular component: mitochondrion. Gene Ontology annotation, biological process: fatty acid beta-oxidation.